AUGUCAGGUCGCGUUCAAAAAUCGGUUUCCAACGAAAGUCGGCGCGCUCAAAUCAAGCGUAAUCGUCAGGCUCUAGGAAUUCUUGUCGAGCAUCGUGGUUACGACGCAAUGCCUUGCUCGCCUUGUUUUCAGCAUCAUCGUGUGUGCAAGAUGGAUCUCGCCAAUUCGAAGCGUUGUAUGAAUCGUUGUUUCCGGGAGCAGAAGAAGGUUGAGCAGGAGGAACAGGAGGCCGAGGAGGCCCUCGAGAUCCUGCAGACUCAGCUUGCCGCUGCUCUGGGUCGUUUGUCUCGUCUUCGCAAACAGAAGAGGUUUCUUAAGGAGCGUGGUUCUGAUCUAAUUCGUCGAGGUAUACAGUCUGUUGAUGAGUAG
Molecule: messenger RNA, 369 nt
Organism: Colletotrichum truncatum
Lineage: Eukaryota; Fungi; Ascomycota; Sordariomycetes; Glomerellales; Glomerellaceae
Source: RefSeq, a predicted model, not a curated record